UGUAUAAUGGCUUAAGUUAGAAAACUACACAGAAGAGUGGCUAUUUUUGAAGCUGAAGGAGGUUCAGAUAAGACUUGGAAUGGUCAUAGAAAGGACACAAUGCCAAUAGUAGAAGCCUUUAAAGAAUUAGGAUGGACAGCUGAACCCAUCUUCUUUAGAGAUGAAUGGAAAGAAGCUAUCACAAAGUAUGUCAUUGAAAACUGUGAUGCUUACAUUCCAAGAAUCAAUACAGGAAAUCUUCCAAAUGGUGAGGCUGUCUUCAAUCAAGCCUUGAGAGAAAUGUGUGCUGCUGGAGUAGUUGGUACACCACACCCAGACACUCUUAUGAAAUAUGAUUCUAAAUUAAGUCUUGUAGACCUCAAUAAAACUCCACUUUCACCAGCUGAUACAGUGGCUUAUUUCAAAUGGGAUGAGUUAGUCAAGAACUUCCCAACUUCUUUGACUAAUGGAGAAAGAGUUCUUAAAUAAAAUAGAGGAUCCACAGGAGAAGGAAUCUGGAGAGUUCAAGUUGCUGAGGGAGUCUAAGUUGUUAAGGGAUAAGCCUUACCAUUAGAUACCAAGAUCAAAUGCACUGAAGCAGUAGACAAUCAUGUUGAACAUCACACACUUGAAAGCUUCUUUAAAUUGUGUGAAAAAUAUUAUAGAGUUGAAGAAAACUUCCUCAUUGAUAUGAGAUUCUUACCAAGAAUUAAGGAAGGUGAAGUCAGAAUCUUCUUAAUGGGAACAAAACCAUUAUUUGUUAUCCAUAAGAAACCAGCUGAUAAAUAAGAUGCUUUUUCAGCAACACUUUUCUCUGGAGCAACAUACAAAUAUGAAUCACCAGAAGCUUGGCCAGAACUCAUUAAAUUCUUUACAUCAUGUCUUUAAUAUUUAACUGACAAUCUAGGAGAUGUAGAGACCAUUUUAGAUUGGACAUGUGAUUUUAUUCUUGACACUGAUGAAAAUGGAAAAGAUAAAUAUUGGAUUAGUGAAGUCAAUGUUUCAUGCAUUGGAUUUACUAAUUAAUUAGAUAUUGGUAUCUAAUAAGAGAUGGCUAGAGAACUCAUUAGAAAGGUCUUAAAGAAAAGAUUUGGAAUCAAUGCCAUUAGAGAUUGAUUAGU
Paramecium pentaurelia is the source of this 1100-nucleotide messenger RNA. NCBI's taxonomy places the organism in Eukaryota, Ciliophora, Oligohymenophorea, Peniculida, Parameciidae. The record is from the annotation of a GenBank genome assembly.